CCAUUCAACAUCCAAUGAAGGCCCGCCUGAAUCCUGAUCUGAUUACUUCCGGCGAAGGUUAACGUGUAAAACCUCCACGAAAAUUCUCCGCAUUCAAUUAUUCAAUUAAUUUAAUUUUUACGCAGAAACUGACUCGAAUUCAUCGAUUUUGAUCAUUUGAACUCUCUAUUCUCUAAUUUUCUUGAUUCUCUCUUCGGCUGUUUUUUCCCAUGGCGACAAGGAAUCGAACUGCACAGUUUAGAAGGCACAGGGACGCUGUGAAGAGCGUCCGUGCGCCUUUAUCUUCCUCCGCAGCUGGUUCGAGCGGGCCGGUUAUUGAGAUGGUGAGUUCAUCUCUUCUUCGUUCAAAGCGCUCUUCUUCAUAUGCUCCUCUUAGCACUGAAGAUCCAGGUCCUUCGAGCAGUGACGCAUUUAUGGUGGGUCUACCUCCAGCUUGGGUGGAUGAUUCUGAAGAAAUAACUGUUAAUAUACAGAAGAUUCGUAGGAAGAUGGCAGAGUUAGUCAAAGCUCAUUCUAAAGCUUUAAUGCCUUCUUUUGCUGAUGGAAAAGAAGAUGAGCAUACAAUUGAGGCACUUACGCUAGAGAUUACCAAUCUUUUGAAAACCUCUGAGAAGAGGUUGAAGAAAAUUUCUAGUACUGGGUCCUCAGAGGAUAUUAACAUAAGAAAAAAUGUCCAGCGUUCUCUUGCUACAGAGCUUCAGAAUCUUUCAAUGGACCUUCGUAGAAGACAGUCAAUGUAUCUGAAACGUCUGCAGCAGCAAAAGGAGGGACAAGAUGGAAUUGAUUUGGAGAUAAAUCUAAAUGGAAACAGAACUGUCCAGGAGGAUGAUGGAUAUGAUGAAUUUGGAACCAAUGAAAACCAAACGAUGACAUUAGAUGGGCAGCACAUUCAGGGAAGGGAGAAAGAGAUUAAACAGGUUGUGAAAUCGGUAAAUGAGCUCGCCCAAAUUAUGAAGGAUCUCUCAACCCUUGUUAUAGACCAGGGUACCAUUGUCGAUAGAAUUGACCACAAUAUUCAGAAUGUUGCUGCUUCAGUUGAAGAGGGCUUUAAGCAGCUACAGAAGGCAGAGAAGAGUCAGAAGAAUGGAGGAAUGGUAAAAUGUGCAACAGUGCUGGUUAUUAUGUGUUUCGUAAUGCUGGUUCUGUUGAUACUGAAGGAGAUCAUUAUGUAACUAAUGUUUUACCUUUUGGCUUAUCGCUGCUUAACAUUUUGAGAACUGUAGGCAGCCAAUCAGCAGAUGCCUUUCCUGUUGUGUAUUAUUCUCAAAGUUUUGGAAUGUGGCAUUGUAGAAAUCAUUUGCUUUGAAAUAUCUCAUUACCUUGUUCGUUUCCACAA
This is a messenger RNA of Benincasa hispida (wax gourd), 1336 nucleotides long. RefSeq names its product syntaxin-42-like. The record is from RefSeq and is a predicted model, not a curated record. Gene Ontology annotation, biological process: intracellular protein transport; vesicle-mediated transport; vesicle fusion. Gene Ontology annotation, molecular function: SNAP receptor activity; SNARE binding. NCBI's taxonomy places the organism in Eukaryota, Viridiplantae, Streptophyta, Magnoliopsida, Cucurbitales, Cucurbitaceae. Gene Ontology annotation, cellular component: SNARE complex; endomembrane system; membrane.